Babjeviella inositovora NRRL Y-12698 is the source of this 361-nucleotide messenger RNA. RefSeq lists its product as uncharacterized. The record is from RefSeq and is a predicted model, not a curated record. The coding region runs from base 73 to 255 and encodes 60 amino acids. The transcript has a single exon. NCBI's taxonomy places the organism in Eukaryota, Fungi, Ascomycota, Pichiomycetes, Serinales.
GUCUGAUCACAAAAGUGGAAAGUACUUAAGGGGAGAUCGCAUUUGCAGACCGCCGAAGUAUCUACAACUCAUAUGCAUGGGGGGCAAGCCACUAACAGCAGUCUCUCUUCUGGCAGCUUCGAGCUAGUGAUUAUUGAGUCACGCAGGGGCAACAGGCCCAUGACAGAUGUGGGUCAAAAAAAGGUAGUUAUGCAUAAACUGUAUAUUAUACACCGCCUUAUUCCUACCUUCUUAGUUAUACUAGCUAUAUUUUAGACAAUCUCCAAGCCAAAUUCAAUAAAAGACUGUCCUAUAUGUUUGCUUAUCUUGUUCUGAUUAGAAUACCUUUCGACAAAUAGCUGAAAAUUUGUGUUGUAGUAUC